CUGAGCUAGAGUUCUACAUGGGCCACUGGGCCUGAUCCUCAAACGAAAAGGGAAAAGGAGGACGUUGCUGCGAGUUUAUCGAUGGCGAUCGCCGCCGCUCGCCGGCGCCUGUGGCGCGGGAUAAGGACUGCAGCCGCCGCUUCAGGCGCGGACGCGGGCGCGGACGCACCCCUGCUCGCGCGGCUGGUCGCGGAGCCGGAGUUCCGCGUUAAGGCCACCAUGGAGGAGGCGAGCUCCUCGGCGCCGCACCGCGACGCCGCCUUCUGGGAGCCCCUGGCCGCGGCCCUCCUCCGCGCUUCCUCCCUCGGCAAGGCUCACCUCGUCUUGGAAUGGAAGCUAGAGAAGCUACUGAAGGAAGGGGUUCAUAAUCAUAGCUGUGAACCUUACUCGACAAUCAUCCGUUUCUGCGGAGAGACAAGGAAUGCAGCACUUGCAAUGAGAGUCUUCGAGGGUGUGGAGGCACAGGGAAUUCAACUGAACACUGGCAUUUUCAAUGCCCUUAUUAAUGCUUUCCUGUCAGUUGGAGAUCUCCUUGCUGCAGUGACCUUAUACGAGACCAUGGAAGGCAUGGAGGACUGCAAACCUGACUCUGCUACAUAUGAUGCCUUCAUAUCUGCAUUCUCGCGAAUCGGAAGUGGUGAUGCUAUGAUGAGCUGGUACUUGGCUGCAAAGAAUGCAGAAUUCAUUCCAAGUAUUCAAACUUUUGAAUCUUUGAUAGUUGGACUUGUUCGGUUGAACAGGCUAGAUGAUGAUGAGGUAGUUUUUGAAGAAAUGAUUUCCUUUGAAAUUAAGCCGAACUUUACUAUUUUGGAGGCCCAGCUUGAGGUGCUUUCUAGAACAAAGGAGGCUAAUAGGGUCAAGAGAUUCAUAAAAAAAUUUAGUGAUGGCAAUUGGGAGCUGAAUAAAGCUACUGUGGGCAGGCUAACAAGAUUGUGCUUGGAUGGAUGUGAAGUUGAUCAAAUGGAGCAACUGCUUGCCUUGAUACAAACGGGAGUGGACUUGAGUUCUGUGACACGACUGCAUUCUGGAAUUAUUAGGUUCUAUGCUAGUACAGAUCGCUUGCCAGAUAUGGAAAAUGCAAUAUGCCGGAUGUUUGAUGAUGGCAUGACGUUUAUGUGCCCAGAGGAUGUUGAGGCUGUCAUAUGUUCAUAUUUUCGUCAAAAGGAUUUUGAUAGGUUGGACAUGUUCUUAAACCGCAUCCGAAGUUUGUACAGGCUCACCCGUUCUACCUAUGAUAUAUUGGUUGCUGGAUUUCGGAGGUUUGAUUUACAUCAACCACUUGAUUCAACCAUAAAAGAUAUGAGGGAAGCUGGAUUUGCAUGAGGUCAGGGACAGAGACAAGAAGGGGAGGGUGGCACACCAUGGUUUAGGAAAGAUCUCUCACAGAGAUAAAGUAUCAUGUCGGAUUGUUAGCGUGAGAAGAACAAACUUAGCUGGGCGUUGCUUGGUAGUGCAGCUGUAUCUAUUUGGCGAAGAUGUCACAUAGCUUUAGAAUCUGUGUCUGUUUCUAUAGUGAGAAGAGGUUUUAACCUCGAUUUUGCAAGAGGCGUUACACUUGGAAAGAACAUCAAUGAGAGGUGGAUUGGGCUGAAGUGUUGUUAGCAGCCUAACAUGUCAUCUAGGUACGAGUUUGCUAGAUCUUGCUGAUUUGAUGCGUUGUCAUAUCAGAAGCUCUUUAUAGCAAACCCUCUUGAUUGUAAAACAUGAUGUGGUAUAUGUGAAUGUGAUAGCCCCUUGUCUGAAGUAAUUUCCAGAAAUAUUGAAUAUUUUGCUUCCA
Molecule: messenger RNA, 1777 nt
Organism: Brachypodium distachyon (stiff brome)
Lineage: Eukaryota; Viridiplantae; Streptophyta; Magnoliopsida; Poales; Poaceae
Product: pentatricopeptide repeat-containing protein At2g30780
Exons: 2
Coding region: 82-1323 (413 amino acids)
Molecular function (GO): protein binding; mRNA binding
Source: RefSeq, a predicted model, not a curated record